CUGUCCCUUGCCACGCCUCUCGUCGCUCACCCAUCUCUCUCUCUACUCUGUCUGCCCCUGCUGUCUCCAAGAUGAAGAGCUUGCUGGGCGAGGAGCGCAGCUUCAUCAUCGAGAGCGACGACGACGAGGAGGAUCCCACCCACAAUGACGCCGGCGCCGGCGACGAUGGGUCCUCCUCGGACUCCUCCUCCUGCGCCACCCCGCGCGCCGGGGGCGGGGACGGCAGCCACCCCAACUCCUACACCAACCAAUGGCCACAGAGCUACAGGCAAUCCAUCGACAUUCUCAGCAGCGUGCAAUCGCCCAGCCUGAGUUUCCUGGGGACGCCAACCCUAAGCAGAAUCUCCAAUUCCUUCCUCCACUCCUCUUUUCGAGGCAAAACCCCUGAGGUCAUCUCUAACUUCGUCAAGCCGCUCCUACGCCCGACAACAAGUGAUGAACAACAACAACAGCAGCAGCAAGAAGAUAUCCGCAAGAGUUCGCAGUACCUUCUGCCGUCGAAGAAACCGUCCCUGCAGCAGAUUCCAGAGGAUCAGAAGGCGCCGGUGAUUGGUCAUGGGCCUUCUCCCUAUCAGCAAUGCUCUUACACCCAGGGAGCGAUGAAUGGAAUAAAUGUUCUAUGCGGUGUUGGAAUCCUAUCGACACCGUACGCUAUUAAGGAAGGGGGCUGGCUCGGGUUGGUGAUACUAGGUGUAUUUGCGGUGCUCGCAUGGUACACUGGUGUACUCCUGCGCCGUUGCCUGGAUAGCACGGAUGGCCUUCAGACAUACCCGGAUAUUGGUCAUGCUGCUUUUGGCACCACCGGUCGUAUAGCCAUCUCGAUAAUCCUGUAUGUGGAACUGUAUGCCUGUUGCAUCGAGUAUUUGAUAUUGGAAAGCGACAAUUUAUCGAAGUUAUUUCCCAAUGUACACAUAUCCAUUGGGAGCUUGACGCUGAACUCACAUGUAUUCUUUGCGAUCUUGACCACCCUUGUUGUCAUGCCGACCACUUGGCUCCGUGACCUUACCUGUCUGAGCUACAUUUCAGCUGGAGGUGUUGUUGCAACAGUCCUUUUAGUUAUCUGUCUAUUCUGGGUUGGGGUAGUUGAUAACGUCGGCUUUGAGAACAAGGGGUCAACGUUAAAUGUUCCAGGAAUCCCUAUUGCAAUCGGAUUGUAUGGUUAUUGCUACUCAGGGCAUGGGGUGUUCCCAAACAUAUAUUCUUCUCUGAAGAAUCGCAACCAGUUUCCUUCCAUCAUGUUCACUUGCAUUGCAUUUUCUACCAUUUUGUUUACUUCCGCUGCGGUGAUGGGGUACAAAAUGUUUGGUGAAUCCACGGAGUCCCAGUUCACACUUAACUUACCCCAGAAUCUGGUGGUUUCCAAGAUUGCCAUUUGGGCUACGGUGGCAAAUCCAAUUACCAAAUAUGCGUUAACGAUAACCCCACUGGCUAUGAGUUUGGAAGAGUUGCUGCCACGAAGCCAGCAGAAGUACUCAAACGUAAUCUUGCUUAGAUCAGCCCUGGUGAUCUCAACCCUGGCCGUUGCUCUGUUGGUUCCCUUCUUCGCACUGGUGAUGGCUCUGAUAGGUUCUUUAUUCGCCAUGCUUGUGACCUACAUCCUACCAUGUGCCUGCUUUUUGGCCAUUCUUAAGGCAAAAGCGACUUGGCAUCAGGUUGUGGCCUGCUCAUUCAUCAUCGUUGUAGGUGUUACCUGCGCUUGCGUGGGGACAUACUCAUCCGUAUCCGGGAUUAUCCAAAAUUACAUCUGACUCCUCAGUAUUCCUCCCCUACACACAUGAUAGAGAAGAUUUGCUCGCUCAACUACAUUACUAUACAUGUAAUUAAGCAUAUCUGAGCAGAGCAUAUAAAUUUUGCCCAGCAGUAAAGUCAAACCCAUCGAUAUAUGAUGUAGAAUUAAACUUGUAUUUUAUUUAUUUUGUGGCUACUCCAUGCAUGUAUGACAAGGUUAUGUGUUGAUGGAUUUUUGAUCAAAUUCUUGGUUUUGCGGCUAUUUUCUCAUUUGAUUGAGAAAACCGUAAAUA
Messenger RNA from Lolium rigidum, 2021 nucleotides. Its product is annotated as amino acid transporter AVT1C-like. NCBI's taxonomy places the organism in Eukaryota, Viridiplantae, Streptophyta, Magnoliopsida, Poales, Poaceae. The transcript has 11 exons. The coding region runs from base 72 to 1748 and encodes 558 amino acids. Gene Ontology annotation, cellular component: plasma membrane. The record is from RefSeq and is a predicted model, not a curated record.